AUGGCGAACUGCAGUCCUGCAUCAAAAUUUACGGUCCUUCUCGGCUGCGUGGCGGACUACAAGCGAGUGGGGCUUGCAGGCAUUGCAAGUCCCAAGAGGCAUCAUGAAUCUAGUAUUUUAACUGGAUCAGGCAUGAGGGAUUUUUUACACAGUGAAUACUUCUAUGGACACUGUUUUAAAUCUCAAGGUGCAGUUUUCUACUCUCAUACAACAUUUAAUCAUUUACAACUUUUGGGAAAGUUAAUAUUACGUGCUUGGAUACACGUUCCUCGGAUUCCUACAUGCAUCAUACUCAGAGCAUCUUCUAGCCAAGAGGAUCUGUUUCGAUACACUUCGUAUAAUUUUCAAGUGUGCGUCCCUCGCAUCACCUACUGCCACCACCACACUCGAUACAAAUACCACUUCUUGGAGUGGUACAUCCCUAAAAACUAUACGGGAGGAAUGGACUGGGAUGUGUACUUUUUUGGACCCCGUCGUAUGCAGUGGUAG
Cydia amplana is the source of this 489-nucleotide messenger RNA. RefSeq lists its product as uncharacterized. Lineage: Eukaryota; Metazoa; Arthropoda; Insecta; Lepidoptera; Tortricidae. The record is from RefSeq and is a predicted model, not a curated record. The transcript has 4 exons. The coding region runs from base 1 to 489 and encodes 162 amino acids.